UUUCCAUGAAAACAAAUUAAACUAUUUGAGAUAAAUAAAAAUGAGCAGAAUUAAUUGCGCUAUAGUGAACAAUGCGAGUCUACAAAGACUUUAAAGAAAAUUAUAAACGUGUCGAUGCAACAGCAAAUAAGUGGGAAAGAAUGAGAGCGCAAAGCAGAUGCCAAAGAGCGUCGCGCCGCAUAUGUGUUGGUCUUUGCGUGCGUAUGUGUAUAUGUAUGUGAAGUAGAAAGCGGCGGUAAAAACUUGUAAAAAUCUCACAUAUGCACAUAAAAUUUAUAUACCUAAUGUGAAUUUAACAAUCUGAAUUCUAGCAAGAUAGAAUUUUAACGUCAAUUGGAAAGCGAGAAAAGUAGCGCUUAUUGCAUCAGGCAGAAACUGCAAGCCAAAACAAAACAAAUGUGAAACGUAGCCGCUGCUACGAAAAGUGACACGAAAUACGGUGUGUGUGCGCGUAAUAAGAAGAAAUAAAGACUCACAGCAAAAAAGGCAAAAGAAAAAUAGUGCAUGCGAAGAGCAAGAACAAAGCGCAAUUGGAAAAUUUUCUGGUGAUAGUCACCUAUUUGCAACAAACAAAUUGUUAAAUAAUAUACAAAAGUGAAUAUAAAAUUAAUAUUACUGGAGCGCACAACAUUUGGGUGCGCGCCAAUACAAACGCACUUAAGGCAAAGAUAAUUGUUUUAGAUUAUUUUUAUUGCUCUAAGAUUACCACAGUGCUACGUAAGGGUUAAUACGUAGGGAGGCGACAUUUCUGCAUACACAAAAUAUAAUUGUAAACAGUUGAAGCCACAAAAUGAGUCGUUUUCAGUCGCGCAAUAAAAUUGAGUCCAUCAUCAUCGCCAGCACCAACAGCAAUGCAAGGAGUAGUCGCAAAGCCAAUAACUCCCCGCCGCCUAUGGAACAUAUCAAUGGACAUGCGGCGACGACGAAUGGGAAUUCCAGAUCAAGUAAACGGCGGCGGCAAAGCGACGUCGAGUUGACCAAUGGCACAAGCAGCAAGCGAGCCAUGCUGAAGGAAACCAGCGAGUCCAGCAGCAAUAGAAAAUAUAACAACAACAAUGUCAGCAAUACAAAUGGCUCACGCCAAUUCAAUAAUAACAAUAACAACAACAAUAACAAAAAGCACAGCGUUAACCCAGCAACAAAACAAACAAAAACAACCUCAUCGAUGGAAUUCAGUUAUCGCAACAAUGACAUAUCGACAAUACCCACCCCACCCUCGCCAGCCUCACCCGCCUCCCCACCGCCGACGUCCUCAGCUGCAGCCGCGAGAGGAAACCAGGUGCCUGAAGUUGUUUGCAUUUCGGAUGGGGAGAGCGAGGAAGACAUUGACCACGACACGGAGGAAGACGACGAGCCAGAAAUCGAUGAAACACCAACCACCAGCAAUAACAAUAGACAGCCAAAUAAUAAGUCGGCGCCACCGACGGCGGGCGGCUCUGCUUCACCACCAAGCUACGCCAUGCCCACAAGCAAUAGCGUGCCAAUAGACUUGGAGAACGAAGUGCAUCGGAAUGAUCUUGAGCAUGUAACCGACCUGCGUUCCUACGUCAAUCUACUCAAAGAAGAGCGUGUAAGCUUAGAUGAUUUUCUUAUAAUUCGCGUGCUUGGCACUGGCGCCUAUGGACGCGUUUUCUUGGUGCGCAAGCUAACCAAGCACGAUUCGGGAAAGCUGUAUGCUAUGAAGGUUCUUAAUAAAAUAACCGUUGUGCAAAAACGUAAAACGGCUGAGCAUACAAAAACUGAGCGUGUGGUGCUCGAGGCAGUGCAGCGCAGUCCUUUUCUCGUUGGUCUACACUAUGCCUUUCAGUCAUCCUCUAAACUGUAUUUAGUGCUGGACUUUGCCAAUGGCGGUGAACUUUUUACGCAUCUCUAUCAUGCGGAACAUUUUGAGGAGUCGCGUGUGCGUAUUUACAUUGCCGAGGUGGUGCUGGCGCUGGAGCAAUUGCAUCAGCUGGGCAUAGUCUAUCGGGAUAUAAAGCUAGAGAACAUAUUGCUCGAUGGCGAUGGACAUAUCGUGCUGUCUGACUUUGGUCUGUCCAAAAUACUGUCGCGGGAGAAUGAGUAUCGAGCGCAUAGCUUCUGCGGUACGCUGGAAUAUAUGGCGCCAGAGAUUAUACGCACUGGACCGCCGGGUCAUGACAGCGCUGUCGACUGGUGGUCCGUGGGUGUGCUGACCUUUGAGCUGCUGACAGGCGCCUCACCGUUUGCCACCUCGGAUGGCCAGAGCCUGCAAUCGGAGAUCUCACGUCGCAUACAAAAGGAGCAACCGUUAAUACCUUCCUCAUUUAGCUCCCAUGCGCGUGAUUUUGUGCUCAAAAUGCUGGAGAAGAAUCCCAAGCGACGCUUGGGCGGUAAUCAUCGCGAUGCCACUGAGAUCAAGAAUCAUCCCUUCUUCAGGGGCAUCAACUGGGUAGAGUUGCGCACCAAGCGCCGCAAGGCUCCCUACAAGCCGACGCUCAAUGGCGAGGACGAUGUGCAAAACUUUAGCAACGAAUUCACCGACCAACUGCCCGAAGAUCCCGAAUGCGAAUCGCCACCAGAGAACAUACGUCUAUUUCGUGGCUAUACCUAUGUGGCGCCUGAGCAUUUGGAACGAAUGCGUCGCGAUAAUCUCUGUGAGAUUGAGUACUGCAAUGUGGAUGCUCUUCGAAGUAUUCCCUCAAGACCCGAUGAUCUGGAGUUGGGCAGGCGAGUCUCCCAUGGCUCCUUUGGCAACUGUUUCUAUGUAAUCGAUGGUUCCUCGCCAGCGCAGUACUGUGCCAAGGUGGUGCCAUUGUCCAAGUAUCGUGCCUCCGAGUUAGAUGCCCUCACAUCCUGCGCGACGGACAGCCACAAUCCUCACCAUAUAGUCAGCUAUCAUGGUGCGUAUCGGGACAAGUGCGAAGUGUGGAUAAUAACAGAGUAUCUUAGCGGCAAGGAGCUAUCCACCGCGUUGCAAGCCCAAGAGUUCGAUGAGUCCGCUUGUCGCAAUAUUUUUCUUCAGCUAUUAGAUGCAUUGAAGUUUGUGCAUUCUAAGCACUUUAUACACGGCGACGUCAAGCCUGAGAACGUCUUAUUUGUAGAUCAGGAUAGAUCCAGUGUGAGGCUGCUGGACUUUGGCAGUGCCAGCUACAAUAGUCGCUUCCAAACCUGGAAAGACCAUCCGCGAUAUACGCUGGACUAUGCACCGCCCGAGCUGCUGAAGGAUCGCGCUGUGGUCAGCUAUUCGCCUGCUGUGGAUAUAUAUGGUCUGGGCGCUACUCUCUAUACCAUGUUAGUUGGCCACGCUCCCUAUCGCAGUUUUCAUGGGGACAAUGAUCAUUCAAUAGAAGCGCAUCAUAAGCUGCGCCGGCGCAUAACCAAGGAGGCAUUCAAUCAGCGCUCCAAGCGCUGGUGUAAUGCUAGUCCACAGUUUAGAGAGCUGGUCGAAUGGUGCCUGCAACGGGAUCCAGCCAACCGGCCAAAGUUCAACGACUUAAUACGCUGCGCGUGGUUGCAACAUGGUUUGGGCUUCGAACUGACCAUCACACCUAUGCCCGAGCAGGAAGUGGUUGAUCUAAGUGAUGACACCAUGGAGGAAGAGCCUAUUGCAGCACCGGCUGAGGAGCAGAUGGAAGUAACGGCGACUAGCAUUGAGUCGCCGUCGUCACCUGUUACCGCUGAGCGAACAGAGGAGCCAAAGAGUUCGGAUCUGAUGAAAAAUUUGUUCAAUGCUGCUGACUUUGAGGAUCACAGUGAUUUCUAUGGCUUUGAUGAGCGUGCACCGCCGCUGCGUUUGCCCUCCGAGUAUUACAUGGAGAUACCGCUGCCACUGCUCGAGUGUGAAGUGGCAGAGCCUGAGCCGCCGGCACAAACGCUGCCCGAUGUGGCAGCCGAUCAAACUACAAAUGAUGCCACGCAGCGGAAGCGAACGCGUCAACAGCAGCGCACGCGUAAAGUUGUGGGCACAGCGGUCGAGCCAGAGGACACCAAGGCUGGUUUAUAUCUGCUGAUGCAACAAGUGACGCCACCCGUCGACGUUGUGCCCCCAUCCGUAGACAUUGUGCCCCUGCCCUUGUCCGUCUUCAUGGCCCGUCGAGCAGAACGAGCCACCAGUCCGUUGGAAGAGAUGUUCUCCGGUUUUCGCAAGCAGGAAGCCACCUGGCGUAAGUCUCGCGCCAGCUGGCGUCAAUUCUGCUCACUGCUCAAUGGUGUACAACAGGUGCUCAAGCAGCGCUUCAAGAGGCAGCGAAUCUACUGUGCGCCUGCCAUUAACAUUAAAUCCGAGCGCAUAGACUACGCCUACGAGAAGCCAUUGGUAUUCCCGCGGCCCAAGCCACGAGCGGCGCGCCAACCCAAGCCGGCCAAGAUACCUCGUGCACCAACCCGUGUCCAACCCGCACGCGCUCGUGCGCUACAUCAGAAAUAUGUGUUUGAGUGACAGAGGCUUAUGACGGCGGAGAAGCUCAGCCAUUUGCAAUCGGUGCUCUCCGCCGUCACACACCACCGGGUUGAGCGGCACCAGUUGCGCAGCUGACAAUUAGCCGACCCGGUGGUCUGCGGACACCGACAACUGCUGAGCCAGCGACUUUACCGACAGCAGCACUUAUAUAGAAGGAAAACGGAGAAACUUGUGUGAAAUGUGGAUCAUUGAGCGGCGCAGCACCAAAGAUCCUGUCAAGUAGACGUUUAGCAAUUGUUAUUUUGUAAAUUAAUGCGUAACUAUCUGAAACACACACACACACACUCAAACACAAUAAAGAAAAUGUAAAUUCUUAUUGUUCUUGUUGGGUUAGUUAUUUGUUUUUUUAUUUUAUGCGCCUAGCCUAAUGUAAACACAACAGAAACAUGAAAAAACAUACUUAUAACAUUUUUUAGACUUCUUUGUGUAAAUUGUUUAUUAUAUUUUUUGCAGCAACAAAUGGCAUACUUUUUGGAAAGUUAGUUAAGUGCAGAGAAAUAGUUUACUAAGCAAUAUUAACAAUUGAAUGAAUAAUGAGAAAUUUAAAAAUAAGAAACAAGCAUAUACAUAAAUACAUAUGUAUAGACCUUACACACAUACAUAUAUAAACAUUUAUAUUAUAAGACGCUUUAAGUUGUGCUCUAUGUUAAGUUUAUAACUUAUUGU
Molecule: messenger RNA, 5086 nt
Organism: Drosophila busckii
Lineage: Eukaryota; Metazoa; Arthropoda; Insecta; Diptera; Drosophilidae
Product: chromosomal serine/threonine-protein kinase JIL-1
Exons: 7
Coding region: 791-4399 (1202 amino acids)
Biological process (GO): protein phosphorylation; regulation of DNA-templated transcription
Molecular function (GO): protein serine/threonine kinase activity; ATP binding
Source: RefSeq, a predicted model, not a curated record